GUUCAUUUAUUGUUUCCAAAAUGCCGGAACAUUUCCACCUGAACACCCCUCUGCUGGAGAGUGUGGGCAUGUCCAAACGGUUGGGCUCCACUGUUUACAUGAAGAUGGAGAACUCCCAGCCCUCUGGUUCCUUUAAGAUCCGAGGGGUCGGACACCUGUGCCAGCAGCUCGCCAGGAAGUCCAAGGGUGUCGUCUGUGCUUCAGGUGGGAAUGCAGGRAUGGCUGCCGCCUACGCCGCCAGGAAGAUGGGUGUCCCCGCCACCAUCGUGGUCCCGUCCUCGUCUCCUCAGCUGGUGGUCCAGAGGCUCCAGGAUCAGGGGGCUACAGUCAGGAUAAGUGGGAAGGUUUGGGACGAUGCCAACGCCGAAGCUCUCAGACUGGCAGAAACUGAAGGCCUCACCUUCGUUCCUCCGUUCAAUCACCCUCUGCUUUGGGAAGGCCACGCCAGCAUGAUCACAGAGGUUUCAGCCUCUCUGGGUGCUGGUGUGAAGCCGGGCGCCGUCCUGCUGUCUGUAGGCGGCGGGGGGCUCCUGUGCGGGGUCGUUCAGGGUCUGAAGGACGCCGGCUGGAUGGACGUACCUGUCAUCGCCAUGGAAACGGUGGGCGCCGACUGUUUCAACGCUGCCAUAAAAGCAGGGAAGGUGGUCACUUUGGAGGACAUCACCAGCGAGGCGACAUGUCUCGGAGCAAAAACAGUUUGUCAGCGCGCCUUCGAUUACAGCCAGAGCGGAGAGGUGACCAUCGUCUCGGAGCUGGUGACCGAUCAGGAGGCGCUGCACGCCGUCCAGACCUUCCUGG
This is a messenger RNA of Austrofundulus limnaeus, 798 nucleotides long. RefSeq names its product serine dehydratase-like (gene sdsl). The record is from RefSeq and is a predicted model, not a curated record. NCBI's taxonomy places the organism in Eukaryota, Metazoa, Chordata, Actinopteri, Cyprinodontiformes, Rivulidae. Gene Ontology annotation, biological process: L-threonine catabolic process; L-serine catabolic process. Gene Ontology annotation, molecular function: pyridoxal phosphate binding; threonine deaminase activity; L-serine ammonia-lyase activity.